Naegleria gruberi is the source of this 711-nucleotide messenger RNA. RefSeq lists its product as uncharacterized. The record is from RefSeq and is a predicted model, not a curated record. Bases 1 to 711 code for a protein of 236 amino acids. The transcript has a single exon. NCBI's taxonomy places the organism in Eukaryota, Heterolobosea, Eutetramitea, Acrasida, Naegleriidae.
AUGACAUUUAUUCCUCAAUCACCAUUUGCUAGAAGAACUCAACAAUUUAUCACUCACAACAAUACAACAGUAGAAGAAACUUCCUUCCAAUCAAAUGAUCUUCUCUAUGUUUCCAACAGCACAAAUUCCAAUAUUAAAUUAACUGGAACCCGAUGCAUGAAGAUUAUUCUAGAUUCUAAUAAUGAUUCUACUAUUACUUUUAAUGUAAAUUCCAUCACAACAGGAUUUGUAGAAGUGAUGAAAUGUAAAUCUAGCAAAAUUUUGCUGGAAUCAAAUUGUUCACACAAAAUUAACACUUUACAAUUGGAUGCUGUGCAGGAUUGUGAAAUUAUUUUUAACAUUUCUGAUGAAAAUGUUAAUAAUGAAGAAUUUUUAAAGAGUUUUUGUUCGGAUUUAUCUAUCAUUUCGAAUAUUGAAUGUAAAAAUGUCAAGUUGAUUAUUAGAAAUGAAAAUGGAAAUGCUUUAUUCGAAUCAAUUCUGAUUUUUGAAAAUAUUGAAGAAAAUGUUUUGCAAAAUAACAGAAGCUCCAUUCAAUUCAAAUCUAAAUUUGUGAAACAAGACGAAACUAUUCUAUUAGAAACUGAAGUUAUAAUUCGUGAAGGAGUCAAUGGAUAUGUUUCUACCAGAAAAGAACAACAAGACAAGGAUAAACUUCAAAAAGAAUUUGACGAAAAGAUGGAAAAACUCCUCAAAGAUGGUCUUUCCAAAUAA